Messenger RNA from Pimephales promelas (fathead minnow), 1653 nucleotides. The record is from RefSeq and is a predicted model, not a curated record. Lineage: Eukaryota; Metazoa; Chordata; Actinopteri; Cypriniformes; Leuciscidae.
AUGCCGAAAGAGAUUCUCACCGAUCAGGGCAUGGCGUUUCGGGCUCCAGCCACUUUCCAGCGCCUGAUGGACAGAAUCCUCCGGCCACAUGCUGCAUAUGCCAAGGCAUACUUGGAUGAUAUUAUCAUCGAUAGUAAUGACUGGCAGUGGCAUUUUCAGCACUUGCGGGCGGUCCUCAGGACGCUGAGAGGGGCAGGGCUCACGGCCAACCCAAAGAAGUGUGCCACUGGGCACGAGGAAGUUAGGUAUCUGGGCUUCCACUUAGGUAAUGGGCAGGGACCCGAAGACGGCCUCCAGCUACAGGUCUUCACGGGUCCACUUGGAUCCGAAAACCCGAGGUCCGACCCGAGACCCGAGCGGGUUCGGGUCCAAAACUCCGACGAGUGUCUCGGACACGGGUCGGGUUCGAAAAGAGACCUUGACAUGGCUUAUCAGAGGUUUCAGAGCCCAGAGUUGUUGAGAGAUGAAGAUGAGGAUUGUCGGCUGCUGUUGAUUGGUAAAACAGGAUCCGGUAAAAGCGCCACAGGAAACGUCAUCUUUAAUAAACGAGUGUUUAAGUCACAAAACAGCUCAGUGACUAGAUUCUGUCAGACACACACUGGAGAAGUUGACCACAGAAGCGUGACAGUCAUCGAUACUCCAGACUUCAGAUUCUCCACUCACACUGACUUUGAUUCAGACUCGGAGCUGAAGAGAGCUCUUAGAUUACGUUCAGCAGGAGUUCAUGUCUUUCUGCUGAUUCUGCCGUUAAGCACUUUCACUGAACAUGAGAAGGAUUUCAUUGAUUGGUUUGAGCAGAAGUUUGGUGUCGAAGCUCUCAGAUUUACUCUAGUGCUCUUCACUCAUGCAGAUCAGGGACACAUGAGAUCACUAGCAGAAAUGAUCAGGGCAAAUCCUCAAUUAUCUGCUUUCAUUCGCCGAUGUGGUCAGAGAUAUCAUGAGUUUAACAAUAAAGAUCCAGCAAACAGACGACAGGUGACUGAACUCAUGGAGAAGAUCGACACACUGAUAACUGAGAACACAAACUCCCGUUACACACUAGAAAUGAUGCAGGAGAACGACAGGAGAAGAGAAGAGGAAAAGAGAGAAGAGGAGGAGAGGAGAGAGAGAGAACGUCAAAUGAAAUUAGAUGGAAUCAGACGAGAGACAGACAUGCGAGUGAGGAGAGAAUAUGAGCAGGAACAGGAGAAAUGGGAGAUAGUGGAGAAGCCAGAAGAGGAGUCGAGAGAACAAAUGACAUUAGAAGGAGUCGGAAAAGAGCCAGAGGAGAAAAUCAGAGCAGAGUCUGAUGCUGAACAAAGUUUUUUAUCAAAAACAUCUUGGAUCAAUCGGUGUUAUAAGGCUGUUGGAGCUGCUGUUGCAGCAGUUGUUGGUGGAGCUUUUGUUGGUGGAGCUGUUGGAGCUGUUUUUGGAGGUGUUACUGGAGCUGGUGGUGGUGUCAUCGCUGACAGAGCAAAAGGACUAUUCCGCUAUUCCAGCGGUCGAGGACAUGCUGGCUACACACCUUCCCCCGUCGUCAGCUCCGUCAUGGAAAUCUCGCCGCUCCUUCUCUCUAAACCGCAGGACUACUUCCACCCUUAUCGGAAAGUCCUACGGCAGCUGGUCAGGCAGGCAUGGCCCUACACACUAUGGCCAUCCUCCAAGCCCAUGUAA